AUGGCUCCGCUACCUCAGUACAUAACUCUUCCGUACCUGGACCUCGCAUAUACGGCUUUGAAUAAUUCGAAUAUAACCUUUGAUUCUCCCGACUGGGACUGGCAAGGCGAUGUCUUCAACGGAGCAUGGGUAUCCUAUACCUGCGAAGCUAUCUUGAUAAUAGUGAUAUUCAUGUACGCACAUCAUCACCUAUACCUCCCUCCAAAUCAUUUUCACUGA
Molecule: messenger RNA, 219 nt
Organism: Aureobasidium pullulans EXF-150
Lineage: Eukaryota; Fungi; Ascomycota; Dothideomycetes; Dothideales; Saccotheciaceae
Exons: 1
Coding region: 1-219 (72 amino acids)
Source: RefSeq, a predicted model, not a curated record